GCCGGGAGGGGAGGGAGGAGGAAAGAUCAGCCAUUGCCUGGAAGAAAGAAGACCGAAGUGAACACGCUUCUCCCCUUGGUCGGAAGGGGAAGUUGGCCUCGUCUCGAUUCCGGAGAAGCCGAGGCCGCCUCGACGCCGGCUGCCGGCCUUCCCCGCCCGCCUCCCGGGCCUCCCCAGGUCCUCCGAGCCCGGCUUCCCUUUCCGACCCAGGGGUGGGGCGCGAGAGCCGACGGACGCCGCCGCCGCCCUCGCCCUGGGUCCUCCCAGCGCCUGGAGAGCAAGGGCGUUUCCUGGCCCUGGGCUAGCGACCCCCUCGGGGCCGAGGACGGCGCCGCUCGUUUCUGCUUUGCCCGGGAGGACGGUGGUUAAGACCCGAGAGGAAGCGCUGCCGGCUCGUGGAGACAGGACAUAGCUACCGCCAUGGGAAGCAGACCCAACGUGGCAUGGCUGCUGUUUCUAUUGUUAAAGGUUUCAAGGCUGAAAGGCAAUAUUGAUGCUUCCAUAGAUCUGCAGUGUUACCAGUUAGUAGUACCUAACAACAUUAUGAAUUGCAGUUGGUUUAUUCAGAGAUCCUUUGAUGUUACCACCACCUAUGUCCUCCACUGCAAGAGUCUAAAAUUCAAUCCUGGUCAAACUCACUCAGAGCAGGCUGAGAGGGGACAGAAUUGGUUGGCCAUUGGACGAAGCAAGCUGACGCGGGGAGACAACUACAGUGUUUGGGUGGAGGUUUUCAGUGCAGACUGGAAUGCGACCUCCAAGAAGUUAAACUUCAGCCUGGAUGAUAUAGGUCAGAGACAGUUGCUGCCUCAGGAAGAGGUGGGUCAGGAGGGCCAUGACCUUGAGGACUUGAAGCCAUUCACAUCCUACGAGGUGCAAGCCCGAUGCAUUCCAGAAAAUGGAAACGGUUUUUGGAGUGAAUGGAGUUUGUCCCAAACCUUCACUACCCCUGAAGCAGCUCCGCUGGGUCAGGUGGAUGUAUGGCAAAAAGUGGGUGUUUCCGAAAAUGGUGAACCGAGCCUUCUCCUGCUGUGGAAGGCUCUGGACCCAGAAUCAGCCCAAGGAGUCAUCCAAGACUAUGAAGUCAUUUACCGGGAGCACAGCAAAAAGACCCACAAGAUGCUGUGCGGUUGCUGUAGUGCUAGCCUCCCUCCUACUGCUGAGUAUGCCUGGAUUUCGGCUCACAAUUCCAUUACUAAGACACUGCCUGCCAAUCUGAGCUUGGAGCAAACAGAUCUCCCUGGCCCUGAGGAAGUCCAGGUGCUGGCAGUGCCAGGCCUGGGAUUCAAUGUGACAUGGAAGGCUAGCACAAGCCCUCGGUGGGUUCAGCCUGAGGAGUACAUUGUGGAGUGGGAAGAAGAAGAGGGCCUCAGCAGCAGCAGAGAAGCCCUGGAGUGGAUACGCAGGCCUGGUAGCAGUGACAGCGCUCUGGUGAGAGGUAACUUUAAACCAAAGAUAGCCUAUCGUGUGGGUCUCCAUGCACUAUAUCCUGAGGGAAGCAGCCGCCCAGUCAACGUGCGAGCCUACUUCAAGGAAGAAGUACCAUCCGCUGGUCCCCAAGCACUGCAGGACAGAAGCAUCUCCUCUACUGCCUCUCUCAUCUCUUGGCAGGAGGUUCCCUUGGCGAGUCGCAACGGACACAUAAUUGGCUACACACUUUACCUGAAGGAUCCCACUUCAGAGAACGUCUCUUGCACCUACAUUACAGCAGCUAAGAGGAGCUACAACCUCUCAAACCUGAAACCUGGGACAACCUAUCAGCUCUGGAUGACAGGCUCCACCUUGGCUGGGGAAGGAGCAUCUAGUCCUCCGCAUUACUUCAGCACUCCAGGAGUUUCCAAUUGGCAGACUAUUGUGAUAUCCUUCUUCACCGUGGGAUUCUUGUUCAUCCUGGCUGGCAUUGUGGUGUCGGUUAAGUACAGAUGGGUCCUAAGCUUUUGCCGUAAGAUCCUGCCCUUCUGGUGCUGGCAGAAAAUCCCCAACCCUGGGCACAGCAGUGCUAUCCUGAAGAUGAACGGUCAGAGCACUCUUCCUGGCAUGGAUACUCCAACUCAGCACUUGGGCCAGUGCCCCGAAGAAGCAGACAUCGUGGAGAUAAAAGAGCUUCCAGCCCCAGAGCCAAAACCAUCCCCUGCCCAUGUGGUGAACUCUGGCUAUGAGAAGCAUUUUAUGCCCACCCUGGAAGACCUGCAGAAACUGGUCUGAGAAGAGGAAAGAAGUCACUGAGUUCACCCACUGGGUGACCAGUGGCAGAAUGGGGAAUACCUCAAGCCCAUUGCCUGGGUGCUUGUCUUACGCGAACUGCGUGCAGGUCAGGAUGGCUUUCUGCUGAAGGAUCAUAUGUUGUCUCUCCCAGCAUCUCCUACACCUUGAUGAUCCAAGAGGGAGCUGCCAGUCUCUGAGAUGACAGAUGUGGCCUCAAGACAGCCAUUGAGCGUGUGCUGAAUUUGCCAGAUCUCUGGGAAUGUGAGGGUCCACAUUGGAGCUUCCUCAGGAUUAGGGCUCUCUUGCAGAACUGGAACACCUCAACCGGAGCUCAGAUGCCCUGCGUCUGACUAAGCUCAUGUACGACAUAUAUAGUAUUCAGCCCAUCACCUGGAUACUGGAGCCAAAGGGGCAGCAGUGGGUUUUCAUCCAUAAGCUGAAGUUUCAUCUUAUCUGGCCCUGUUUCAUGUUAAGUGUGUGGUCAGAACCACAGCAGCUGCUAUUAGAAGCAGAGCAUCUGCAACCACAGCCCCAAAGGAGGACACUUACCUUGGGAGGAGGGCUGAGAAAACCUUCCUCAAGAAGGGCUAUAAAAACUGUGUGUGGCUCUUUGGGCCCUGGCUCUUGGCCCAAGAGUGGUCUUAAUGGAUACUUAUGAGACAUUAGGUUUUUAAAUGAAAUUUGAUUUUUUUAAAAAAAGAAAGUUUUGCAUUGGGUCGUGUUCUAUUUGUAAGCUACAGUACUUGAACCCCUUGUUUCCUUGGGAAGUGUCACAAACAUCCUUUCUAAGAACAAAGAGAGACAGCGUGGUAUAGUGGGUAGAGUGAGUCUCUGGGACUCAGGAUACCCAACUUUAAUUCGCUGUUCAGACAUGGAAACUCACUGUGGAGAAGCAGCAGUAAACCGCUCCUUGAACUAACAACUCACAUAGUUUAAAAAAAAACAUAUUUGGGGUUGCCAUAAGUUGAUGGCCCAUAACAACAACAGUGGGAAGGAACCUUUUUACUUGGGUUCCAGAGUCUGCUGUGGGUGUUGUCUUGGGUGGCUAAUACCAGUGGGCAGGGCUAAAGAUAUGAGGUAAAACGGACGAGGCUAGAGGUCAUUCUUACCAAUCUGGACAUUUUCUCCCCAGACAUAUAAGGAUGCUCAGCAUAUCUACUUUGAAAUAAACCCCAUAAGUACAGAAGCUUCUGUGCUGGCAAAGCAGAGGUCAGCUUCAUGCAAUAGGCUCCAAGCCUUCAAAUGGCUUCCUUGCUUCAUUCACUGAUUGCAGAUAACAUUAAGAGAAGCUUGCAACUGGAUGAAGAAGUUCUGUGAAGAAGUUC
Pogona vitticeps (central bearded dragon) is the source of this 3527-nucleotide messenger RNA. The record is from RefSeq and is a predicted model, not a curated record. Lineage: Eukaryota; Metazoa; Chordata; Lepidosauria; Squamata; Agamidae.